AUGACUCCUACUAACCUGCCUGAGAACAGAACCUUCUGUGAAAAAUACAUGCAGUUGGCUUUUAUCCUCUCCUCUUUGUCAAUUUUCUUAGGAGGCCUGUUCCUCAUAGUAGCUUCCAGGGUAGCCAAAUAUGUUUACAGGUUCAUCUCAAAGUGCAUUCUCAGCACAAAGGGGGAACACAAACAGCGUGCUCAGUGGCUGCCCAAAAUAAGGCAAAUUUCACUUCCCUGGAAAGGAGCCUUCCUGGAGUCGGUGGAGAUGAUGCUGUCAGCUCAAACAUGUGUGGGGCGCGUGCUGGUGAUACUGGUGUUCCUACUGAGUAUUGGAUCCCUCAUCAUUUACUUUAUCAACUGUGACUUCCCCAUAGAGCACUACCAGUCCUUCGCAGACACCACCCUUGCUGUAGAUAUGAGCUUCAAUGCAUUCUUCCUCUUCUAUUUCGGAUUACGGUUCAUGGCAGCAAACAACAAGCUGAGUUUCUGGCUGGAGCUCAACUCCAUUGUGGAUUUUUUCACCAUCCCUCCAGUUUGUGUUUCCUACUAUUUAAAGAGGAACUGUCUUGGUUUGCGGUUCUUGCGAGCACUCAGAUUGUUAGAACUUCCCAAAAUAUUGCAGUUUCUCAGGAUCACUAGGACGAGUAAUUCAAUCAAGCUGUCCAGAUUGUUAGCUGCAGUUCUCAGCACCUGGCUCACAGCUGCAGGAUUUAUUCACUUGGUGGAGAAUAGUGGAGAUCCUUGGGUCCACCAUCAAAAUUCCCAGUCCCUGAGCUAUUUUGACUGUUUAUACUUGACAAUGGUGACCAUGUCCACAGUUGGCUUUGGAGAUGUUGUAACUAAAACGUCCUUGGGUCGUAUUUUCAUGAUUUUCUUCAUCAUCGGUGGUUUGGUCUUGUUUGCAAAUUUUAUCCCUGAAAUUGUGGAUAUCGUUGGUGGCAAUCGAAAAUACCAAGAAUCGUAUGAGGUAGUGAGAGGGAGAAAGUACAUUGUUGUCUGCGGUGAUAUCACUCUGAAGAGUGUGACAGCUUUCUUAAGAAACUUCCUGGCCCAGGACACAGGAGAUGUUUGCACUGAGAUUGUCUUUCUGGGAGAAACUCUUCCUAGUCUGGAGCUGGAAAUUGUAUUCAAAUGCUAUUCUGCCUAUACCACUUUCUUCCAUGGCUCUGCACUGAACUAUAAAGAUCUGAAGAGAGUUGUGAUGGGAUCUGCAGAUGCUUGUCUGAUCCUAGCAGAUACUUGCUCUUCGGACCCUUAUGUUGAAGAUACUUCCAAUAUCAUGAGGGCGCUGUGCGUCAAGAAUCACUAUCCAAAGACGAGAGUCAUUAUACAGAUAAUCCAGUCUCAUAAAAAGGUAUACCUGGCAAACAUCCCCAACUGGGACUGGAGGAGAGGAGACAGCAUCAUCUGUUUUGCUGAACUAAAACUAGGCUUCAUAGCACAGAGUUGCUUGGUUCCAGGCUUGUCCACACUCCUAAGAAGCCUGUUCAUUAGGCAAAAGAGUACCAAGGUGAAGAGAAAAGGCCCGUGGAACAGGAACCUUUUUGAAGGCAAUGACUACAAAGUGAUGACUGACUGGCUCUCCAAUGAUUUUGUGAACAUGACUUUUCCAGACGUUUGCCGGUUCUGCUUUGUUAAGUUGGAUCUUGUGCUGCUCGCAGUUGAAUUCAGAACUGGCAUUCAUGAAAACAGCCUCCUGGUCAACCCAUCUGCACAGAUAAAGCUCAAUCGAAACACAAUGGGCUUUUUUAUUGCCAAAUCCAAAGUGGAAGUCAAAAGGGCUCAUUUUUACUGUAAAGCCUGCCAUAGUGAUAUUGAUAAUCCGGAGCUGAUUAAAAUAUGUCACUGCAGAAGGAAACCUUGGUCAAGAUCCUUUUCAGAGUGCUCUGAGGAUAAAAAGGUUCAAGAUUGUGAGAUUUUCAGACAGUUGAAGAAGCUGAGGAUUCCUCAAGAAACACUGUACCUUCCAGACCAAGAGCCAGCAAAGUCGAGGUCUCUUGGGGUUCUUCCUGUUACAGGUAUCACUGCCAGGGUUGCGGCUGCCGUGGCAGAAGAGGAGAGCCAGGCUCUGCUGGAUUCCACAGGGAUGUUCCACUGGUGCAAGGCUGUCCCGCUGGAACAGGCUCUCCUGAAGCCCCAGAGACAAACUACUUCACCUCUGCAUGAUCAUAUCGUCGUUUGUGUCUUUGGAGAUGCUAAUUCAACAUUGAUUGGGCUGCGGAACUUUGUGAUGCCUUUAAGAGCCAGUAACUUCACUUACCAGGAGCUGAAAGACAUUGUCUUUCUCGGGUCUCUGGAAUAUAUGAAAAGAGAGUGGACAUUUAUCCAGAAUUUCCCAAAGCUGCUAUUAUUCCCGGGCAGCGCCCUCUCCUGUGCAGACCUGAGGGCAGUUAACAUAAGGUACUGCACCAUGUGUACCAUCCUGUCUUCUCACGUGAGGGCUUCUACCAAUCCAACUCUGGUGGACACAGAAAACAUCUUAGCCACUCUUAACAUCCGGUCUAUGCAGUUGAAGAGCAGCUCAACUGCUGGAGAGGCAGUUGGCAGAGUGAGAACACUGGAGAAUGAAUCAGAGCCAAGUUAUAAAAGGAUCCCCAUCAUCACAGAGCUGAACACUACAUCGAAUGUCCAGUUCAUUGAUCACCACAUUAGCAGCGACUCUCAGAUCCCAGAACAAGAGCUGUACCUCAGCUCCACUGGUGGUAUCUUCUCAGACAGCUUUUUGGAUUCUCUCUUGUCCACUACCUACCGUGACCACCACGUCUUGGCUCUGCUCCAGACUCUGGUGACGGGUGGGACAAGCCCUGAACUGGAGGAACAGCUGGCAGAGAAGAAUGUGCUCUGUGGCAGUUUCACGAACACAGCAUAUGUGGCCCCCAGAGCUAGGUGCAAACUUGCGCUUAUGCCUCUGUCCAAGAGGCUGUUAACGGAUUCCCGGGAUUCCUUUGGAGACAUUUACUGCAAAGCAUUAGACUUGUUUGGAAUCCUUUGCUUUGGACUCUACCGUCUGACAGAAGAGCCCAAUCCAUACAGGAAUAGGGGAGUGUAUGCAAUUGCUCGGCCCCCCAGUGAUUUCAAGAUGUUACCUACGGAUAUGGUGUUUUGCAUUGUCCCAUUCAGCACCACAGCAACUAGUGACCUGUCAGUUUGUGAGGAGGAUCUUUCACCAAGGAGGCAUCAGAGCCAUACGGACAGUUCCAUAAAGCAAAAUUAAGUGAGAUUGUGGAAAUAAAAAAGAAUGUAUUGGUUACUAAGACCCCACAAUGAGCUUUCUUGGUCAUUUUUUCCUAGGGAUGUAGCAGGCAGUUUGAAAUGCUUAAACACUGACAUGAGCAGCUGUGUAGCCACACAGGCUGGGAUUUUCAAAAGUGCCUACAGAAGUUAGGCAUCCAUGUUAACCUUUUACCCAUGGCCUGAACUCAGAUGAUCAGGUAAAUAAUCAUUUAUAUCUUAGCAAGCAUCUUAACUCUUUCUAAAUUAACACCAAUGAAACUCAAGUUCUCAUGCAAAGUAGGAGUAACCAAAGAAAUGUAAGGAUUAUUUUCAAAUUG
This is a messenger RNA of Chelonia mydas (Green sea turtle), 3544 nucleotides long. It is a transcript of the gene KCNU1, whose product is annotated as potassium calcium-activated channel subfamily U member 1. The transcript is spliced from 28 exons. Gene Ontology annotation, molecular function: monoatomic ion channel activity. Bases 1 to 3207 code for a protein of 1068 amino acids. The record is from RefSeq and is a predicted model, not a curated record. Gene Ontology annotation, biological process: transmembrane transport; potassium ion transport; reproductive process. Gene Ontology annotation, cellular component: membrane. NCBI's taxonomy places the organism in Eukaryota, Metazoa, Chordata, Testudines, Cheloniidae.